UGAAGCCUAUGUAUUCUAACAGUUUGUGGUCAAGAAUGGAUAAUAACAUGCCUCAUACCAUUAACUCGCAGCUCAUAAGACGUUGGAUCUAGAAGACGAGGAAGCGAGGAAGAACAUCUUUUAUCGCACUAAGGAUGAGUGUUUUGAUUUCUAUAAGCGCUACGCUCACAAAAAAGGGUUUGGUGUUCGAAUAGAUGGGGAACACAUAAGAAAGAUCAAGAAUUCUAAAGGAGUGGUGGAGAAAAAUUAUGCAUACCUUUAUUACUUUUGUAAUAAGGAAGGCUGGACUUCCACAAGCAAAGUCAAUAUGGAUAAUCAGAUACAGUCGGAAGACAAGGUUGAGGAGAGAAUGGUUUGCAAAAGAAAGAGGCCUCGAGUUAGGGAUGGAUGUCCCGCCCGUGUUCGUUUUGGAUGGGAUGCUGCUAGGGAGGGAUUUGUGGUGUAUGAAUUCGUAGAAGCCCACAGUCAUGGUUUGCACUCUACCGAGCAUAUGCACUUGCACAAGUCGAACAAGUGCAUGAGUGAUGCUCAGAAAAAGAUGGCUCAAGCUAAUAGCGAUGCCGGGAUGAGUCUUAGUGCAUUGUAUCUGUUAUUGGCUGAUUGUGCUGGUGGGUAUCAAAAUCUGAGAUUUACCAAAUCCGAUCAGAAGAACCACUUGAACACUAAAAGGCAAAGGACAAUGGCUCGUGGUGAAGCGACUUAUUUGCUGGACUACUUUGAGGACCAAAAGGACAAGCAUCCUGGAUUCUUUUAUGCUGUAGAGGUGGAUUCCGAAGAGAAAGUUGCUAAUAUAUUUUGGGCGGACAGUAGGAUGCGUGAAGAUUAUGCACUUUUUGGAGAUUCGGUCUCCUUUGAUACCACCUUCCGAACCAAUAAAUACUUCCGUCCACUGGGUACGUUAAUCCCCUAAUUCCCUUGAGUUCUUUCGCAUGGAUGUUUUUAAUUAUAUUGCAGAAAUGGUUAUGAAUAGAAUUGGUCCUUGGUGGUAUGAUAUUGACAUGUGAUGCCCAGGAUAUUUGUUUGUAACACGACGGGUAUUGGUAACCUUUCCUACGAUAUUAGUCUGGGCUUUACUGAUAUUGAUUGGCAUAUACUGUGACACUAUCAAGACCUAACACAUAGGCUUGCAACCUUAGUUAGGGCUGCCCGCCGAGGGCACUAAUAAUAGUAGGAGAGGAAUUAGGGUAUGUUUUUAUACCAGUACGAGUAUUAUAUGUUGUUUACUAUUCAUCACCUAAUUCAUUUGAGUUUUUUCGACACUUGUUCGGUUAUGCAUUGUCAUUAAUAGUUGUCUCGUGCAGGGAUGUUUGUAGGUUUCAAUCACCACCGCCAAACUUGUGGUGUUUGGUGCUUGUUUGAUGUAUGACGAGACUACUCCGUCGUUUGAAUGGUUGUUUGUUGCAUUUAGUCGAUGCAUGAAGAAUAAGCUUCCAAUCACUAUAUUUACUAAUCAGGAUGCAGCCAUGGCAGCUGCCCUUAGAAAUUAGUGGCCUACUGUGUUUCAUGCCCUCUGUACUUGGCACAUCCUCAUGAAUGCCAAGAAGCAUCUUCGCAAGGACAAGGCAUUUUGGAAGAAGUUCCAACAUCAUAUUUCUUUUAUUUUCUAUGACGUCGACAGCGAGGAAGAGUUCGACAUGGCAUGGAACACCAUGGUUUCUGAUUGUUUCCCAAAUAGCGACAUUGCGGAUGGCCAUCAAUGGUUGUAACGUUUGAAGAAAUUUCGUCAUCGAUG
Molecule: messenger RNA, 1732 nt
Organism: Linum trigynum
Lineage: Eukaryota; Viridiplantae; Streptophyta; Magnoliopsida; Malpighiales; Linaceae
Source: the annotation of a GenBank genome assembly